AUGACCAUUUUCUUAGGAAUAUACAGGGCCAUUUACCAAUAUGAGCCGCAAUCUCCGGAAGAAUUGGCAAUCGACGAAAACGAUCUGUUGUAUUUGCUUCAAAAAUCGGAUGUAGACGAUUGGUGGACAGUGAAAAAACGGGUCAUUGGAGCAGAUAUCGAUGAGCCCAGUGGACUGGUGCCUAAUAAUUAUAUUGAAGAGGCUCCUGUGAUUGGAGUUCGACGCGCGCUUUACGAUUAUUUGGACGUGCAAAACCCUGAUGAAGAAAUGGUGUUCCACGAAAACGAUACGUUUGAUGUAUUUGACGACCGAGAUCCCGAUUGGGUGUUGUGUCGGUCUCAGAAGACUAAGGAAUGUGGGUUUGUACCGGGGAAUUAUAUUGAGGCGGCGGUGCCGGGCGGCAGUGCAGCAAUUGCCGCACCGCCCGCAACCAGUGUGGCGAGCAGCGCACCCGCUGUCGAUAUCACCAGCUUUCCUCCACCCCCACAACACGUGGCACGUAGUAAUGCUGUUAGUUCGGAAAGAUUGGCCGAUGAUAACGAAGAAGCUCCUCCGAUAAUGCCGUCCAGACCCAGUGCAUCCCUAGACGAAGAUGAUGAAUAUCAUUCUGCUGUGGCCCCGGUUCCUUUGCCCGUGGGCACUGCUGAAGAAGCACCCCCCUCCAAACCCUCAAGACCUAUGAGUGAAUCUCGCGUUAGACCGUCUCUCGAUGAUGAUUAUACGGACGAGUAUAAUCGUCAAGCCGGCAGUUCCGCGGCUGAAUCCAGUCGUGGAGAUGGUGACUUUCAAUCGUGGGAAAUUUCAGAAGUAGACGGCCGCAAAAAACGUAAAGCAAAACUUGCCAUUGGUCGCGAUGCCAUUUACUUCACAUCUGCCAAGAACGGACCUCAACAAUGGGAUAUAAAAGAUCUGAUGUCCUACGAUAAUGAAAAGAAACACAUUUUUCUCGAGUUCUCCAACCCCUACGCGAACAUUGAGAUCCACACGGGCACCACCGACAUUGCCAAUGAAAUCAUUUUCUACUUGAGCGAAUUGAAAGGUGCCUCCAAAGCCCAUGGCUUGCGGGAAGUGGAGGAAGCUUCCAAAUCUUCCAGUAAAAAACAAGGUAAAAUCGUGUACGAUUUCAUUGGUGAGUCCAGAGAUGAGCUGAGUGUGAAAGAAGGUGACAUUGUGAAUAUUUUGAAUGAUCGCAAAUCGGAGGAUUGGUGGAUGUGCGAACUAGUAAGUACAGGCCAACAAGGUGUCAUUCCUGCUCAAUUUGUUGAACCUAUGAACCAAUUGUCAUUCAUGGCUGGGACGUUAAAAAAAUUGGGGAAAGUCGGUAAGAGUUCCAAAAACUCCGGCAACUGGAAAGAUGACGAAGAACAGGAUGGUUCCAAGUCGGCUAAAAAAUCGUCUCGCAAACGCGGUUCUUCUAUCUUGAGUAAAAAGAAAGAUAAGGAUUCCUCGAGUUCUAAAAAGCACAAGGACUAUCCAGAUUCCAAAAAAACCCGUAUAUGGGUCGACCGCAGUGGUACUUUCAAGGUCGAAGCGGAAUUCAUUGGAUGUCACGACGGUAAGAUUCAUUUGCAUAAGGCAAACGGUGUGAAAAUCGCCGUUGCCGCAGAUAAGUUAUCCCCCGAUGAUUUAAUCUAUGUCGAAAGAACAACGGGUAUGUCCUUGGACAAAUACAAACCAAAGACCUCCGGCAGUCCAAAGAGUGCCAGGGACAAGGAACGCGAGAGAAGAAGAAAAUUGAAAGACCAAGAUGAACGUGAACGCGAAAAGGAAGAAAGGGAACGCGAAAGAAGAUUACGAGAACGUGAACUUGAAGAGCUACGUAAAGCCAGAGACUUGCUAGAUAAAGAAAGAGCGUCAAUGAAGGCCGCUCGCGAUAAGGAUUUACCUCCCAUCAAACCUCCCAGACCCAACCAAUCGUCAAGUGGAACUAAUAUUGCGUCUCUUGGUCCACCAAAAAGUGAAAGUAAAAAUCCUGAUUAUGAUUGGUUUGAGUUUUUCCUCAACUGCGGUGUUGACGUGAACAAUUGUCAACGUUAUGCUAUCAAUUUUGAAAGAGAGCAAAUCGCAGAGGAAAUUUUACCAGACAUUCAGCCCUCAUUAUUAAGAACACUUGGUCUUCGCGAAGGAGACAUAAUUAGAGUUAUGAAAUUUUUGGACCAGAAGUUUGGCAGGGAGAAAAAUGAGGCUUUAGCUACCGGUGGUGGCUUGUUCUCAGAGUCGAACGGAGCUUUGAAAGUAUCUCGGACUGGCGACACAACUGGGCUUGCUCAGAAUUUGCUCCCUCAACAAUUGGGAGUGCCAAAUACGUCACAAGAGGAUGAUGCUUGGACUGUGAAGCCUGCCGUUUCUUCUGCAACUGCCACCUUGAAGCCAAACUCCGAAUUUAGCGGCUCUAUGCAAGACUUACUCGACCUUCAGCCAUUGGAGCCAAAAAAGACCGCUGCGUCUGCUCAACAAAUUUCUGCUCCCCAGCCCAAUCUUCAAAGCCUUGAAUCUGUCAAAACCGGCAAUUCCAUUAGACAACAAGAACCUCUUCUUAUGGACAGGACCGGGGCCUCCAUAGCUCCUUUGGAUCCUUUCAAAACGGGAGGAAAUAAUCUUUUGCCGAUGGCCACCGGAGGGUUUGUCAUGGUUCCUGUUGCCACAGGCGGCUUGAUUCCUUUUCAAAGAACAGGGGGACUCGCAAUGCCACAAACGACAUUUGGAAUGCAACCUACUGGAACCAUUUUACCAGUCCAAAAAACAGGAAGUGGCCUUGUUCCUGUAAACACUGGUGGAUUUUUACCACAAACCACCUUCGGAAUGCAAAACACAGGUGGUCCCAUGCAGCUUCAGACUACAGGCGGUGCUUUGCCAUCGCAACCGAGGUUUUUGGGUGGUCAAUCUACUGGGGGGUUUAUGCCCUCUAGCAAUGUGAUGCCUGUUCAAAAUACAGCGGGCCUCAUGCCAUUACCUCAAACAUCCUUCAACCAGCCUGCGAGCAGUUUUAUGCAACAAAAUAUGACUGGUUCCUUGCCUCUCCAAAGAACUGGAGGAGGAAUGAAUUUCGCUCAAGCCCCGACUGGAUUUCAACAAACCGGUACCGCCAAUUUCGUUCCCUCACAAUUCACUGGUGGGAUGACAGGAGUUAACAUGGGUGUUCCACAAACUUCUUUUAAUUCUCAAAUCUCAAAUGUAACAGGCAACUAUCCUCUGAACACAUUUGGGAGUCAAAUGACUGGUGGUGCUAAUUACGGGAACGCUUUGAACACGCAUGCUACAGGAGGCAUGGCUCAAGGCAACUUUAACGCAUACGGACCAAUAAACACAGGCAUCCAAAUGACCGGAGGCGGAAAUCCGUCAUUAAUGCUUGGCGGGCAACAAACCGGUGGUUUCCAGCCACAAUCCCAAUUUGGCUUAAAUCUACAACGCACGGGGGGCAUGAACACCUCAUUCCCACAAACGUCCUUCAAUUACAAUUCACAGGUUCCAGCCAAUACCCUAGGAAAUAAUCUGACGGGUGGUGUUAACCAAAUUAACAAUAUGAUGCAAAAUACGUCCCUUUCACAAGCACCACUUCAAACUCAGCCAACCGGCUUUGGAUUCGGGAACGGUCCACAGCCUCAAGGGAGGCAGGCAAACCUGUAUAAUGCAAGUGCUGAUAACCCGUUCGGCUUUUAA
This is a messenger RNA of Lachancea mirantina, 3660 nucleotides long. Lineage: Eukaryota; Fungi; Ascomycota; Saccharomycetes; Saccharomycetales; Saccharomycetaceae. The record is from the annotation of a GenBank genome assembly.